AUGAUUUCCGUGUCUCCUCCACAUCUAUCAUUCUCAUUUCAUAACCAUAACCAUAACCAUAACCAUAACCUUACCCUUCACAACACAACCAUUACGAAUCUAAACAUCAACAAGAACAAAAUAAAAAACCCCCUCGGUUCAUUUCCACCUCCAAAAUCAUCAUCCCUCUUAUCUACUCCCACAAUCUCAACCCAUGAAAAUCCAGCCAAACAAUCUUAUCCUCUCCAACAUUUUCACAACCUCUGCAACACCGGAAACCUCAACGAAGCCUUCACCUUCCUUCAAUCAAAUCUCAACCACAUCGUUUCAUCUUCCAACCUUAAAAAACCAGAAGAACCUAUUGCCAUCUUACUACAAGCAUGCGGACGCCACAAAAACAUCGAACUCGGUCGAACACUACACGCCUUCGUUUCCACGUCACCCCGUUUCCGAAACGACCUCGUUCUCACCACUCGCAUUCUCACCAUGUACUCUACCUGUGGCUCUCCCUAUGAUUCACGUUCCGUCUUCGACGCGUCGCGGAAGAAGAAUCUCUUCCUCUGGAACGCGCUUCUUAGUGGUUACGCCAGGAACGCGCUUUUUUAUGAAGCGCUUUUUAUGUUUGUGGACUUGAUUUCCUUGACGGAGUUUUCUCUUUCGCCGGAUAACUUCACGUUGCCGUGCGUUAUUAAGGCAUGUGCGGGGCUCUCUGAUGUUAAACUUGGAGAGGGAAUUCACGCGUUUGCGGUUAAGACGAAGCUUUUCUCCGAUGUGUUUGUUGGGAAUGCGUUGAUUGCUAUGUAUGGCAAGUUUGGGCUUGUGGAGAGUGCAGUUAAGGUGUUUGAGAGAAUGCCUGAGAGAAACUUGGUUUCGUGGAACUCCAUCAUGUAUGCGUAUUCUGAGAAUGGUGUUUUUGAAGAGAGUUAUGGUUUGUUUAAGAGGCUUAUGAGUGGUGAUGAAGGUUUGGUGCCAGAUGUUGCUACGAUGGUGACGGUCAUACCUUUGUGUGCAGCACAAGGUGAAGUUAAUUUGGGGAUGUUGCUUCAUGGUUUGGCUUUGAAACUUGGUCUUGUUCGAGAAGUGAAGGUGAAUAAUUCUCUCAUGGAUAUGUACUCGAAAUGCAGUUAUUUAUGCGAGGCUCGAGUUCUGUUUGAUUUGAAUCAGGAGAAGAAUGUUGUUUCGUGGAAUUCUAUGAUUGGGGGAUACUCUAAGGAAGGAGAUUUUCGCAGGACAUUUGAGUUGUUAAGGAACAUGCAGAUGGAAGAGAAGGUAAGGGUCAAUGAGGUGACUCUGUUGAAUGUUUUACCGGUUUGCGUGGAAGAGAUUCUGUUUUUGAAGUUGAAGGAGAUUCAUGGUUAUUCUUUAAGGCAUGGAUUCCUUCAGAGUGAUGAAUUGGUUGCCAAUGCUUUCGUUGCUGGAUAUGCAAAGUGUGGUUCACUGGAUUAUGCUGAGGGUGUUUUUGUUGGUAUGGAGUCGAAAACGGUGAGUUCUUGGAAUGCGAUGAUUGGUGGGAAUGCGCAGAAUGGUUUUCCUGGAAAGGCUUUGGAUUUGUACCGUUUGAUGAGAAGUUCUGGCUUGGAUCCUGAUUGGUUUACAAUUGGUAGUCUUCUUUCGGCUUGUGCUCGACUGAAAUUGCUGUCUUAUGGGAAAGAGAUUCAUGGUUUUAUGUUCCGUAAUGGUUUAGAACUCGAUGAAUUCAUUGGGGUAUUGUUAGUGUCGCUUUAUGUCCAAUGUGGGCAAAUGUUACAAGCAAAAUUGUUUUUUGAUAAUACGGAAGAGAAAAGCUUGGUGUGCUGGAAUACUAUGAUAACUGGCUCUUCACAGAACGAGCUUCCUUGCGACGCCCUUGAUAUUUUUCGUCAAAUGCUUUCAAGUAAUGUUUGGCCUGAUGAGAUUUCCAUCAUCGGUGCUUUGGGAGCUUGUUCGCAGGUGUCGGCGCUGCAACUGGGCAAAGAACUUCACUGCUUUGCAACGAAAGCUCAUCUCACAAAAGACAGCUUUGUUACUUGUUCGUUGAUAGACAUGUAUGCAAAAUGUGGAUGCAUAGAACAAUUUCAGAACAUUUUUGACAGCAUAUAUAAGAAAGACGAAGUGUCAUGGAAUGUUUUAAUUACAGGAUAUGGAAUUCAUGGACAUGGACUGAAGGCUAUAGAGCUGUUUAAGUCAAUGCAAAGUGCGGGCUGCAAACCAGAUUCUAUCACGUUUAUAGGAUUGUUAAUGGCAUGUAACCAUGCAGGUUUAGUAGCAGAAGGGUUAGAAUAUCUUGGCCAGAUGCAGAGUUUGUUUGGUAUAAAGCCAAAACUAGAGCAUUAUGCAUGUGUGGUUGAUAUGCUUGGUCGUGCAGGACGAUUGAAUGAAGCUAUGAAGCUUGUGAACGAGCUACCAGACAAACCCGAUUCCAGGAUUUGGAGUUCGUUGCUCAGUUCUUGUAGAAAUUACGGGGAUUUGGAUAUUGGAGAGGAAGUUGCUAAAAAGUUAUUAGAAUUGGGACCAGACAAACCUGAGAAUUAUGUAUUGAUAUCAAACUUCUAUGCUAGAUUAGAAAAAUGGGAUGAGGUGAGAAAAGUGAGGCAGAGGAUGAAGGAUAUUGGCCUUCAGAAAGAUGCAGGUUGUAGUUGGAUUGAAAUAGGAGGGAAGGUUUAUAGAUUUCUUGUUGGUGAUGGAUGUCUUUUGGAAUCAAAGAAAAUUCAACAGACUUGGACUAAAUUGGAGGAAAAAAUAAUCAAAAUUGGAUAUAAACCUGACACAAGUUGUGUGCUUCAUGAACUAGAAGAAGAGGAAAAGAUUAAGAUACUGAGAAACCAUAGUGAGAAGCUUGCAAUCUCUUUUGGUUUAUUGAAUACAGCUAAAGGUACCACACUGAGGGUUUGUAAAAAUCUUCGCAUUUGUGUAGACUGUCACAAUGCUAUAAAGUUAGUAUCAAAGGUUGAUAAAAGGGAAAUUAUUGUAAGGGACAAUAAGCGGUUUCAUCAUUUCAAAAAGGGAUUUUGUAGCUGUGGUGAUUACUGGUAA
This is a messenger RNA of Vicia faba (fava bean), 2991 nucleotides long. The record is from the annotation of a GenBank genome assembly. Lineage: Eukaryota; Viridiplantae; Streptophyta; Magnoliopsida; Fabales; Fabaceae.